Molecule: messenger RNA, 1196 nt
Organism: Fragaria vesca subsp. vesca
Lineage: Eukaryota; Viridiplantae; Streptophyta; Magnoliopsida; Rosales; Rosaceae
Product: gamma-secretase subunit APH1-like
Exons: 6
Coding region: 68-808 (246 amino acids)
Biological process (GO): protein processing; positive regulation of catalytic activity
Cellular component (GO): membrane; gamma-secretase complex; endoplasmic reticulum
Molecular function (GO): protein-macromolecule adaptor activity
Source: RefSeq, a predicted model, not a curated record
AAACAUUCAAAUUUGAUUUGAUUUGUAAGUUGUAACCAGAAAAAGAACAAGUGAGACAGGCGGCGGAAUGACGAUAGCGGCAGGGAUCGGGUACGCCUUGAUAGCACUGGGCCCUUCGCUCUCCCUCUUCAUCUCCGUCAUCUCCCGAAAGCCCUUUUUGGUCCUCACCCUCCUUUCCAGUACACUGCUGUGGCUGGUGAGUCUGAUCAUGCUGUCCGGUUUCUGGAGGGCAUUUCUGCCCCUCAACUCGUGGUGGCCCUAUGCUCUUCUCAUCUUCACCUCCGUCCUUUUUCAAGAAGCCCUUCGCAUUCUCUUCUGGAAGGUCUAUAAGAAGUUGGAAGAUACGUUGGAUGCAUUUGCUGAUAGAGUAUCUAAGCCACGCCUCUUUCUGACUGAUAAGAUGCAAAUUGCUCUGGCUGGUGGUUUGGGUCACGGCGUGGCACAUGCUGUGUUCUUUUGUGUGAGUCUCUUAACGCCAGCUUUUGGUCCAGGAACUUUUUUUGUGGAUAGGUGCUCAAAGAUACCUUUUUUUCUUAUUUCUGCUAUCAUUGCACUUGCAUUUGUUACAAUUCACACAUUUUCAAUGGUCAUUGCAUUUAAUGGAUAUGCAGAAGGCAGCAAAGUGGACCAGAUUGUUGUACCUUUAGUUCAUCUUGUUGCAGGGAUGGUGACACUAGUUAAUUUUGCAUCUGGGGGAUGUAUUAUCGGUAUUCCUCUCCUCUACUUCAUUGCUGUGUUCACCUUAUUGCAUUGUGGGAAGAUGGUGUGGAGAAGGUUAACAGAGAACAGACACAGGCCACCCAUGUAGAUUCCAGAAUGUCUAUUUCCUCGUUUCUGACUACAGAUGUGUGUUCCCUUGCCCAUAUCGGUUAAUCCUAAAGAUGGAAGGUCAACUACUGCUGCCUGAAGAAAUGUUUUGUCAGCUUUAAGGGCGCCUGCAUUCGACAUUUCCAGCAAAGAACAAGUAUGUGUGUUCUGAUAUUUAGGGAUUAGUGAUUAUUUCAAAUAACAGACUUCAGUAUCUUAUUUUAGAUUUCUGUAGAGGUUUUUACAUUUGGUUCAUUGCCCUAGCCGCAACAGAAGAGUAAGACUGAAAUUAAUAGGACCAUGUUCGUAGCUUUUCUUCUUUGUCAAUGUAGUUGCUCUGUAUGCUCACUUUGCACUCUAUGCUAUGGGAAUAGCCAUUUCAAAGCCUC